Messenger RNA from Heteronotia binoei (common prickly gecko), 4380 nucleotides. RefSeq names its product transcription factor CP2 (gene TFCP2). Gene Ontology annotation, cellular component: nucleus. Gene Ontology annotation, molecular function: RNA polymerase II cis-regulatory region sequence-specific DNA binding; DNA-binding transcription activator activity, RNA polymerase II-specific. Gene Ontology annotation, biological process: positive regulation of transcription by RNA polymerase II. The coding region runs from base 766 to 2253 and encodes 495 amino acids. The record is from RefSeq and is a predicted model, not a curated record. The transcript has 15 exons. NCBI's taxonomy places the organism in Eukaryota, Metazoa, Chordata, Lepidosauria, Squamata, Gekkonidae.
CGGGCUGCAUGUAGCGGAGUUCUCUCAUCCACCGCCUCCAUAUUGAGGAGGCUGCGGGGCUGGCGGCGGGAUCUUUCCUGGGCACUGCCAGGGGGUGGAAGGGCAGGCCCCGAGUCCUUGCAAAGGGUGGUUCCAGGGGCUGCGCUUAGAGAAGUAGCGCUGGGGCUUGGUAGCGGUGCAUAAGGCAUAGAGGCAAUUGGGGGUGGGGGACGUUGCUGACGGCUGGGCAUGCCUGGGCUCUGAGCAGCGCCUUGCCUUCUGGGGUCCUUGCUCUUGGGGGGCUCCAGCUGCCGAGGGUCUUGUGGGUUGUGCCUUUUGGAAGAAGGUAGCUUGAGUAACAGGGGAGAGGUUAGGGGGCGCUUGGGUCUGGGGGGUGUUAUUUGCGUUGGGGUCAGCCCCUUUUGGGGUGUAUCUCUGAAGGAAGCUUGUAAGGCUGAGGGUGGCUCUCCCCCAACUUGGGGCUUUUGAAGGGGGUGUUCCCCUGGAGCAGCAGCGUGUCUGGAUCCUCACAGUGCAGGUCCCUUCACACGUGCACGCUCUGUCAGCUGGGGGGGGGGGGGAAACAAAGGUUACUUGAGGCCGCAGGGCUGUUUCCGUCUCCUUGCUGGAAGAGUUUGGGCUGCUUGAGGAAGCUGCACCUUCCGGCCCAGGAGAGGCGCUUGGUGCUCAAGGGUCCCUAUGUGGUGACCCGUGUUGCCUGGAGGCCUUUGAGGGGCACCCUAGUGUGGGUAGAGCUUUGAGAAGGUGCGUUUGUGACCUGCAAAGAUGGCUUGGGCUCUGAAGUUACCCUUGGCCGAUGAAGUCAUCGAAUCGGGUCUGGUUCAGGAUUUCGAUGCCAGCCUCUCGGGUAUUGGCCAGGAGCUGGGUGCUGGCGCCUACAGCAUGAGCGAUGUCCUGGCCUUGCCCAUCUUCAAGCAAGAAGAAUCCAGCUUGCCUCCUGAUAAUGAGAACAAAAUCCUGCCGUUCCAAUAUGUGCUGUGUGCGGCCACUUCCCCUGCUGUGAAACUCCAUGAUGAAACUCUCACCUAUCUCAAUCAAGGUCAGUCCUAUGAAAUCAGAAUGCUGGACAACAGGAAAAUGGGGGAAUUGCCUGAAUUGAAUGGGAAGCUUGUAAAGAGUAUAUUUCGAGUGGUGUUCCAUGACAGACGGCUUCAGUACACUGAGCAUCAGCAGCUCGAAGGCUGGAGGUGGAAUAGACCAGGGGAUAGAAUACUUGACAUUGAUAUUCCAAUGUCUGUGGGAAUAAUUGAUCCCAGGGCAAACCCGACGCAGCUGAAUACUGUAGAGUUUCUUUGGGAUCCCUCAAAGAGGACUUCGGUGUUUAUUCAGGUACAUUGCAUCAGUACAGAGUUCACAAUGAGGAAACAUGGCGGAGAGAAGGGCGUGCCAUUCCGAGUCCAGAUUGACACCUUUAAGGAGAAUGAGAAUGGCGAAUAUACAGAACACCUGCAUUCUGCCAGCUGUCAGAUCAAAGUCUUCAAGCCCAAAGGAGCCGAUAGGAAGCAAAAGACGGACAGGGAGAAAAUGGAGAAGCGAACGCCUCAAGAAAAAGAGAAGUAUCAGCCAUCGUACGAGACGACGAUACUUACAGAGUGUUCUCCAUGGCCAGAGAUCACCUAUGUCAAUAAUGUAUCAUCCCCUGGCUUUAGCAGUUCGCACAGCAGCUUUUCUAUCAGCGAAGGAAACGGGUCUCCAAAUCACCAACCUGAACCUCCUGCUCCGAUUACAGAUAAUCUUCUGCCAACAUCCACACCUCAAGAAGCUCAACAGUGGCUGCACCGAAACCGCUUCUCUACUUUUUCACGGCUUUUCACAAACUUCUCAGGGGCUGAUUUAUUGAAGCUAACCAGAGAAGAUGUCAUACAGAUCUGUGGUCCUGCGGACGGCAUCAGGCUCUUCAAUGCAUUAAAAGGACGGAUGGUACGGCCAAGACUGACUAUCUACGUCUGCCAAGAGUCACAGCAGUUGCGGGACCAGCAGAAACAUGAGGAUGGGGAUGCAGCCAACAGUACUUUCUUCGUCUAUCAUGCCAUCUACUUAGAGGAGUUGACUGCUGUGGAGCUGACAGAGAAAAUCGCCCAACUCUUCAGCAUUUCCUCGCAACAGAUAAGCCAGAUCUACAAACAAGGUCCCACAGGGAUACAUGUCCUCAUCAGCGAUGAGAUGAUACAGAACUUUCAAGAUGAGUCAUGUUUUGUCUUGGACACAAUGAAAGCUGAAACCAAUGACAGUUACCACAUCAUCUUAAAAUAAACAGGAGACUUGAGCAUAACCACCUCUCCUCGCGUGUACUCAGCUUCAUCGUCUGUCUCGGCACCUGGAUACCGACAAGAUAUCCGCAAAAGCAACUGAGAUUCAUCUUGUUACCACAGCAUGUUGCCUCUUGUUAGGUGAACACCCUGUAUCGUUGCUGGCAUGCAGGUAGACGUCUGUUGUAAGCACGCCACUGCUUGUUCAGUGUUCGACAACAUGGCUACAAGUGCCAGGCUGAUCAGAGAAUGGAAACUUUGCAAUUAUGUAUCAUUGGUUGGGGAAGAGCUGCCUAUCAAGUAUGGCUGCAGCACUUUGGGGGGUGGGAAUGUUUGUGAUGACAGUGCUCAGGGCACCCCUGGAGGCGAGCAUCCAUUCAGGGAAGCCUGUUCGUCUCAGCUUUGCAAGCUUUCUGGAUAUGGACUUGGCUGGUAAAGCCAAGGGGAUUUCCAGGUUUUGGACCAAUUUUUAGAUAAUGACUUGGUUCUUGUUCGGACUACUUCAAACCUCACUGAUUUUUAGGUAAGGAGAUGCGUGUGUGUGAGUGAUCUAUGGUUUUGUUUCUUCCCUGCCAGUAUAAAUUAGAAGGAACUCCUGAGUUUAUUAAUUGUAGCAUGGGAAAGAGCUGCCCGUGGCUUUAUUCUACACUCCAAGAGAUUCCUGACUGCAAAAAAGAAAAUGGCUCACUGGAUAUCAUCAGCUGGCUUUCUGUUUCUUUAUAAACACCUUAUCCCCUUCCUUAGAUGAGGCAAAGAAGGGGAAAAGAGGAUGCUAAGAGGACCUAUGUGGCUGAGGUAUUUGGGGUAUAUGGAACUGACACAGACCAGUACUGGAUGAAUCGUUCAGAAGGCCGUUGUAGCAUUAUUCAGGAAAGGGCUGGUAGUGGCAACAGCAGAGGCCAUGGAAGCUCCAUGGAGACCAAGUGCCUGCCUCUCUGUUUCCAGAGUAGCAACCAAUCUCUUGGGUAAAGGCAUCCACCUUCUGAAACAGAUUCCAAAAUGCAUCUUCCUAGCCUUGUAGGGAAAGACGGAGGGAAGGGACUGCUACAGUUUCAAAGAUGAUGCCCUGAAACCAAGGGUGGGCAACUUGUUGGAGGGAUGAAUCUUGCUUCUCCUUAGCCUUCCAGCACCCUUAUCAAACUGACAUUCAGAAAGCUCCUGGUUUCUUGCAUCACCUUGCUGCAUGAUGCAGUGAUAUCAUGGAAUUCGGAGGCCAGAGAGCUGUAAGUUAAUGUCUCCUGUGCUCCAUCCAAGCAAGGGAUGUGGGGGAAAGCUAAUUACGUAUAUUUCUUCCCAGGUAUAGUUUUUGUCAGUUUUACAUGUUUUUUAACCAAGAGACGAGGGUUUUUAAAAUUAAUUGGGUUUCUACUAAUAUAGUAUGGUGUCCUAAUGAGGUGGCAGGAACUUGGGUUUGAUCAAAUUAAAAACAAUAAUGCAGAGGUGGGGAGUAAACUCUGAUAAUUGCUCCUCGUUGGCACUCACGUGGUUAAAAUGCCAGUUCCCACCAUAGGCAAAUCAAUGAAGAUCAGCUUCUUUUUCAGUCUGUCCCCAUUCAGUUGCCAUUGGGGAUUGGAAUCCAUAAUCAUGGCACCACUCGCUCAGUCUUACUUCUGCAAACCUGACCAGCCAAAGGUUGUACUGUGGUUUGCUUUAAGGGAAUAAACAAGACCCUGAUAUGUGUGGCCUAGCAGUGUGCCUGAUCAGACAAUGAUGGGACAAAGUGAUGUCACAAUAAGCCCCUGCAUCGAAUGAAGCCAAAUCAACUUGUUUUCAGUUCCUUGUAACGACCAGCUGACUCACACACAGAGGAAAUCCUCCCCCACGAACUCCCAAACUUGCUCUGCAACCAAAGGGGGUGCGGAGCAAGUGACAAAGCUUGUGCUGCUUUGGGUUUUGUGGUACCUUAUUGGGAAGAGGGUGAUGUUAUCCAGUCUGCCAGCAGUACUGAGUCUGCCAUGCUAAAGUGGCAAUUGAAUUCUUUCCUUCACCCUCCCAAAUUCUGCCCUUGAAAGCCCCUCAUCCAUAAGGGCAACUCGCGAGUUGGCUGUUUCUUCCUGGCACUGUAAUAGUUGGUGUCAUACUUCUUGUUCUGGUUUUUUGUUAAACUAGAGAAUGAAACUAUGAACUCAAA